Molecule: messenger RNA, 5582 nt
Organism: Mesoplodon densirostris (Blainville's beaked whale)
Lineage: Eukaryota; Metazoa; Chordata; Mammalia; Artiodactyla; Ziphiidae
Gene: GPATCH2
Product: G-patch domain containing 2
Exons: 10
Coding region: 105-1694 (529 amino acids)
Molecular function (GO): nucleic acid binding
Source: RefSeq, a predicted model, not a curated record
CUCAGCUCAAAAUGCUGAACUGCUCCUGGGAAGCCGCUGGUGCUGUGGUAGUUGGAGUCUGUUCUCGGGCCUGAGCCUCGAGGCCAGGCUCCUGGGUGUCGUUAAUGUUCGGGGCCGCCGGGCGCCAACCGAUCGGAGGUCCAGCCGUCGGGAACAGCUGGCAUUUCAGUCGAACCAUGGAAGAACUGGUUCACGAUCUUGUCUCAGCCCUGGAGGAGAGCUCGGAGCAAGCUCGAGGUGGAUUUGCCGAAACUGGAGACCAUUCUCGAAGUAUCUCUUGCCCUCUGAAACGCCAGGCCAGGAAACGGAGAGGGAGAAAACGGAGGUCGUAUAAUGUUCAUCACCCGUGGGAGACCAGUCACUGCUUAAGUGAAGGCUCUGAUUCUAGUUUAGAAGAACCAAGCAAGGACUAUAGAGAGAAUCACAAUAAUAAUAAAAAAGAUCACAGUGACUCUGACGACCAAAUGUUAGUGGCAAAGCGCAGGCCAUCAUCGAACUUAAAUAAUAACGUUCGAGGGAAAAGGCCUCUCUGGCAUGAGUCUGAUUUUGCCGUGGACAGCCUUGGGAACAGAACUCUGCGCAGGAGGAGGAAGGUCAAGCGCAUGGCAGUGGACCUCCCGCAGGACAGCGCUAACAAGCGGACGGUGACCCAGCCCCUCGAAGGCUGUAGAGAUCAGGACAUGGACAAUGACAACAGAGCUUACCAAUGUCAAGAGUUUACCAAGAACAAAGUCAAGAAGAGGAAAUUGAAAAUAGUUAGACAAGGACCCAAAAUCCAAGACGAAGGAGUAGUCUUAGAAAGUGAGGAAACGAGCCAGACGAAUAAGGACAAAAUGGGAUACGAAGAGCAAAAAGUCUCAGACGAACUCAUGAGUGAAAGUGAAUCCAGCAGUCUCAGCAGCACUGAUGCUGGUUUGUUUACCAAUGAUGAGGGAAGACAAGGUGAUGAUGAGCAGAGCGACUGGUUUUAUGAAAAGGAAUCAGGGGGAGCUUGUGGCAUCACUGGAGUCAUUCCCUGGUGGGAAAAGGAAGAUCCUACUGAUCUAGACAAAAAUUUACCAGAUCCUGUCUUUGAAAGUAUCCUAACUGGUUCUUUCCCCCUUAUGUCACAUCCGGGAAGAAGAGGUUUCCAAGCCAGACUCAGUCGCCUUCAUGGAAUGCCUUCCAAGAAUAUUAAAAAAUCGGGAGGGACCCCAACUUCAAUGGUGACCACUCCUGGCCCAGUCAGUAACAAGAGAAUGGUUCACUUUUCCCCAGAUUCUCAUCACCAUGACCAUUGGUUUAGCCCUGGGGCUAGAACAGAGCAUGGCCAGCAUCAGCUUCUGAGAGAUAACCGAGCUGAAAGAGGACACAAGAAAAACUGUUCUGUGAAAACAGCCAGCAGGCAAACAAGCAUGCAUUUAGGAUCCCUAUGCACUGGAGACAUCAAACGGAGAAGAAAAGCUGCACCUUUGCCUGGACCUACUACAGCAGGAUUUGUAGGAGAAAACGCCCAGCCAAUCCUAGAAAACAACAUUGGAAAUCGAAUGCUCCAGAAUAUGGGUUGGACACCUGGGUCAGGUCUCGGACGAGAUGGCAAGGGGAUCGCUGAGCCGAUUCAAGCCAUGCAGAGGCCAAAAGGAUUAGGACUUGGAUUUCCUCUACCAAAAAGCAACCCCACAACCACUGCCUCCAAUUCAGGAAAAUCCGCCUAAGAAGAAAAGCAAAGAAGAGAUGUUUUACCAGUUGUAUUUGCUCUAUGUAUCCCAUUGUUCUAAAAUUACAACAUAUCUUCUAUUUUUGAAGCCGAAAUCUAACAUCAAAGCCUCAAACUUGUCACUCUAGCUUCCUAGCUGCGUACAGUUCUGCCACAGUGAUAGAAAUGGGAUUUCAUCACACUUCAUGGUGCUAAAGUAAAAACCUUUAUGUUUCAAAAUUUUUCAGCGAUUUACAUUCUAGGUGUAAAGAACAGCUCAAUUUCUCCUAUUUAUUUUGAUCUUGUAUGUCAAUAAUUUCUAAUGCUUUAGCUGGAUUCAUUCACGUGUGUGCUCCAUGCCCUGGCAACUGAGCACGCCCGCAUGUUUCUAAAAUGGGAUUAGCCGGAAAGGAUUGUGUUUCACAUCAGCCCUGUCUGUUGUAACCGAAAACACCUAUCAUCACAUCAGUGAAGUCCUAAGCACAUCUGUUUGAAAGGCUGGCCAAUUUCAUAUUCCUUGAACAUGGCUUUUUUGUUAGGAUUCUCUAACAGGGUGACACCCAUUGUCUAUCCUUGGACAGUGUCGUAUGAAGUUCACAGUUGACAAACAGCCAUUAAUGUUUCCCUCUGACAUGUCGACAAAAAUAAACCUCAUCGUUGUGAUCACCAGAGUGCCCUCGACACGACUUUAAUGCAGAUUUUAUAAAUGUUACCUCCUUUAGAACAUAAAGGAAUUAUGGAAAGGAAAAUAUUUUUUAAAUUCACCAUGACUGAACUGUAAAUUCCAUUAAUCUAGACUUCCUUCUACCUCGUGCUUCCCAAAGGUUGAUAUUUUUUUUAAGAUCAACUCAACUGUAGUAAACUGAUUUUAAAUUUUAACCAUCAGAGUAAGUUAUAAUAUCGACUCAAUUUAUUCGAAGAUUUAAGUGGCUCUCCCAAGAAUUCAGAUUUCUGGCAAUGGUCCAGCCCAUAUACAAGGUGAACAAAAAAUGAAAGGUACUGAUUUGCCCUUUCUAACAUCUAAGCAGUUACCUUCAAACCAAGCAAAACAAUUCAUUUUUACUUUGUGCCUCGUAUUCUUAAAUCUGAAUCAUCUGCUUCCUCAUGUCAGAGAUUCUAAAUUGUUCUUAGUUUAGAUGUUGAUUAGUUAUCUCCAUUAUUAAGGACUAAUAAUAAUAUUCUCUUUAUAAUGGCCUUUGUUGGUUGAGUGAAGGCCAAGAUAACUCACGUGAAUCACCCUUCUAAUGUUUUUAUUUUUUUAACCCUUUGUUUUUCUUUUCUUUUUUUUUUUUUUUUUUUGGUACGUGGGCCUCUCACUGUUGUGGCUUCUCCCAGUGCAGAGCACAGGCUCCAGACACACAGGCUCAGCGGCCAUGGCUCAAGGGCCCAGCCGCUACGCGGCAUGUGGGAUCUUCGCGGACCGGGGCAUGAACCCGUGUCCCCUGCAUCGGCAGGCAGACUCUCAACCACUGUGCCACCAGGGAAGUCCAACCCUUUGUUUUUCUAGAGUAGUUUUAGGUUCACAGCAAAAUUAUGGGGAAGGUACAGAGAUUUCUCAUAAAUCCCCUGCUCCCAUGCAUGCACGGCCUCCCGUUAUCAACUUCCCUCAUCAGAGUGGGACAUUGUUACAAUUGAUGAACCUACGUUGACACAUCAAAAUCACCCAAAGUCCACAGUUAGUCUUACAGUUCACUCUUGGUAUUGAACAGUCUAUGGGCUUGGACAAACAUAUAAUGACAUGUCUGCACCAUUAUGGUAUCAUACAGAGUAGUUUUACUGUGAUAAAAUUCCUCUGGGCUCCUGUCUAAUAGGCUUUUGGAAAUUUGUCAAUCCCCAAGAGUUUUUUAAAGGGGGGAGAGGAGGUUUGUGCAUGUAAUAGACCUGUCCCAGGUGGUCCCCUAAAGAAAAUACUGCUGGUUAGGGAGAGGAAGUUCAGCCUGCUAUUUGAAAGGCCUAAAGGUUUGCCAGAUUUCCUUUUAAGGACGCAUUCCUUUUAAGAAUUACCUUCUUUCCUAGGAGUAUCGUGGUAAAAGACAAGUUGGUUAGAGGACUAUAGACUACCAGGUGAGUUGCUCUUAUGCUCUUCUUAGGCUAUCAGUUGAGUGUUCUCAUUGGAUAAAGUAACCUUGGUGUAUGAUUCUUUUCUACAAGUUUGUUACCUGGAAAUCUGCCAUUUUUAAAAAAAGGUUUUUGUUGACUACUCAUUCUAUCUAUGUAAGGGGUAAAAUUGUCUAUAUUCCAGUUUAAAACUUCUUUAUGGUAGUAUACAGUGCUCUAGGAUCUGUUCAAAAGUUUCUUUUUGUUUGUUUAUUUGUUUGCUUGUUUAAUUCCAUUGCCCGAAGAUCUUCUAAAAUCCUAGAAUUUUGAAAAGCCAAAUGUGGAGCCACUGAUAACACACAAGGAGAUUAUUGUGAGACUGACUGAUCCUAAAUUCCUGAGGAUUUGACCGUCUUUUUCACUUUAUCAUGUUCUAACCCUCACAGUGAAGAAGAACAGACCAUAUAUACCAGCUGGCACAGGGGAACUCCUUAACUAAAUAUUGUAGCUGUAUGAAAACUUUUUCUUGCCCUCCUGGGCAGGUACCAACCUUCUGAAGCAAACCUUCUCUAAGAUAUCACUGAGCUUGGGUGCUCUCUAACUCAGCCCCCCAAAACAAUUCAUCUUUAUAUUUUCCCCUGAUAGAAGAAAGGUCUCAAUCUUGACAUCUAGUGCCCUCUCUGUGACUCACAGAGGAUUUCAAACAUCUCUUAUCCUAUGGAAGUGUUUAACUAUACAGAAUAUGUGAAUCAGUACUCAAAGCAGAGAGGUGGCAACAUCCCAAGCAUCCCCCCAGCUCUCACACAGACAUGCACCAGGAGCACAUGUAUCCCUUCACCUUUCAGUGAAAUUUAAGAAAAAUCAAUGCACACCUGAAGUUCUGCAUGGACCUGAACUGAAUCGGAGAAAGAAAUCCAAUUGAAAAAUGCAAUUUGUAAUGUAAGUCGAAUAUCUUAAGAUAUGAAGUUCACUAAUUUAUGUUUUAUAUUGAGUUAUAGUUAAUUUUUACUGGCUCCUAUGCCCAUAGAACCCAAAGCAUCCAAAGGAAUCCAUCCUUUAGAAUGUAUCAAUCAUAUCUCCUUAAAAAGGUGGUUAGAUUUUUCUCUUCUUCAUAAAGCCAACUCUUCUACAGUAUCUAAAGCUUCAUAUCAAAUUAAUUGCUUGUACUAAAAAUUUUAGAGAGUACAUUGGUCUCUUCCACUACUACCCAAAUUAUCCAGUCCCAGCAGUAGCCGAGAGAGGAUGAGUGUGGCUAUAUUAGCACUUCAACUUUUUGCCUUUAUAUAUGUGUUAUACUUGAUAUUAGUCAGAUUGUGUGUUGGGGUCAUUUCCUUCCUUCCUUCCUUCCCUCCCUCCUUCCUCCUUUUUUCCUUCUUUCUCCCCAAAUGCAAUUUUUAAGGCUAUGUUCCCCCCUCAAAUUUAUUUGCUUUUAUUUUUUAAUUAUAUGAUACCCCUUUAAAAGAAAAUCCAUUGCUAACUAAAAUUUACCAAUUAAUUGGUCUCAGCAUUUUAAAACAUAGAUUUUAUAACACACACUGUUUCUAUCAAAGAGAAGUUAAGACAAGUAGGGUUAAAGAUAUGCCUAAUGCAUACAUAUAGGUAUGUUUACAGGGCACAUAUGUGUGCCAUAUACGGACAUGAUGGCAAAAUUGCAUUUUAUUAAUAUUCUUAUUUUAGCAUUGUGAAUUGAUAUUCUUGCAAUUAAUUGACUGACAAUGGCUUCUCUUCAAUAUAUUUUCAUUUUGAGCAGAUAUUUCAUGAAAGAGAAAAAUCACUGUUGACAUGCCUUUUAAAACCAUUUCCUCCUGUACUCUGUCUUUCUAAAAAAAAAAAAGUGAUCUAAAUGAGUAUUGUAAAAUGAAGUUGUUUU